CCGUUAAGGUUGUACAUUUUAUAAUCUUUGUGUCUCGCAAAUGUUAACUUCCGGGUAUUAUUUUUAUUUCAUAUGACAGUUAAAAACACUCAGCAAUGGCUGAAGGGGGACAUACGAGUGAUUCUGUAUCAGGACUACAAGAUUGUAAAGAUACGUGUUCUAUUUGUUUGGAGUUAAUUCGGGAACCUCGAUUCCUUCCCUGUGAACACAGGUUUUGUGCUUCGUGUUUGAUCGGAUACAUAGAUAAAUGUUUCACAUCAGGGAAUUCGGACGUUAUUCCAUGUCCACUUUGUAGAGCUGAAAUACACGUAUCAAAUUAUACUAAGGCAAAGUCAAGUGAGGUAGAUGAUAUAUCGAAAUUAGAUCUACUUUCGUUUUCCAAUGUAACUAGUGAAAACGAAAGUAGGCGUGUUAUUGAUGACAUAUGUCAGCCUUGUAAACGGGGUAACGAAAAUGUAAAAGCAACCCAUUUUUGUUCAGAAUGUAGCGAAUGUAUUUGUAGCGUCUGUGUCACACACCAUUCGAGAAAUAAGUGGACCUGCAACCACACGGUGACGACUAUCAAUGUUGAAGGUAAACCGAAACAAGACGAUGUGGGGUGUGAUUUUCCAACCAGAUGUGAACUACAUCACAAGAAACAAUUCAAGUAUAUCUGCAUUUAUCAUAAUAUACUAUGCUGCAGUAAAUGUGUAAUAGAAGGUGGUCAUAGGGCAUGCAGUGACGUCAAAUCAUUAACAGAAUUUGGAAAAAGUGACGAGUAUGAGAAAUUGUUGCAAAAGGUGAAGAAUUUCACUUGUAGAGUUAUUAAAGAUUGUGAAAUAUUAAAACAGGAGCAACUCAAAUGUAAAUCUAAUAUGGCUGACAUAAGAACAUGUGUAAUAAAAUCGACCGAUGAGCUAGAGAAAGAAAUGAUGAAAGUUUUAUCAAAAGGAUUUAAUAUGCAGCGAGCGCCUAUUUUAGAAACAAUAAAUGUAUUCAACGAGAAAGCAUCAACAGCUGUCCAACAAUUUGAUGAAAUCGAGACAAGAACACGUUACAAUGCUAUGUGUUUGAAUCAAGUUGAAAAAAGAAAUAAUGUAAGCAUUAAUAUGGCUGUGAUAUGUGAAAUACAAAGGCGCAUUGACUCUGAAGAAAAAAUAGUUAAAGAUAUAACUACAACCUUGGUCAACAGCCCUCCGAAUAUUAAAAUUGAUUUAGAACCAGUUACCACGCAGUUAAGUGAAACAUUACAUGAUGUUUGUCUUCGACUGAGUUCUGAAAAAUGUACCCUUGUAUGUCCUUGGAGACUACGAAGACCUAUUAUCAGGAAAAGGAUUCAUAAGAAGGAAACAAUAAAUGACAUGGUCUUUCUUCAUAAUGGAAACGUGGUUAUUGCCGACAAAAGUACUUCCCUGGUUAUGCUUGAAUCAAGUCUAAUUAACAUCACAAAAGUUGAAAUACCAUCACAAGCGACUAGUGUAGCAGAAUAUUACCAUAAUAACGUUGUAGUGUCUUUACCCGCAACAAAAAGUUUGGCUUUUGUUAAAUUUAGUGGAAACGGUGAUAAUGUUGAAAUAAUGGAGAUUGAAAAAGUUGUGACCUGUCUCGCUUCUUGUGAUGUAAAUGACAACCGGAUGGUUUUUGUAUAUGACCAAGAGAAUCAUGAAAUAAGUCACCAAGUCGUGCAGUCAUCUUUAAGUAAAGAGUUUAAAACGUUUGCAUUCAAUUUGCCUCAUGUUUACAAAAUGUGUGUCGAUGACAAAGCCCUCAUGGUGUAUGUUUCGCAGCCGAAAUUGAACAGAUUACUUGGUAUAGACUUCGAAGGAACGCGGAAGUUUGCGUUCACGCACCAACAGCUUCAUGUACCUUUCGGAAUGCAUCUAGCCCAGACAAACAAGUUGUAUGUGUGUUGCUAUGGAACACAACAGAUAAAUGAAUUAUCUUUAUCUACAAGAAGAUUUAUAUGUGUUGCUGGCAGUUCCGAAGGCAUUAAAGGUCCUAUUAUUUUGACCAUCGACAAAUCGUUAACAAGAUGUUUGGUGUAUGACUGUGAUAAGUCGAAAGAACUCAAGUUAUACGAUUUGUAAACAGGUGAUACACAACUAAAGCUUAAUAGGACAACAUUUAACUCAUUAAGGCAUGCAUAAUAAAAAACACACGUCUCUCAGUUGCUUAUAAGCAACCCGAAAACUUAAAUACCUUUCGAGGCGGCGCUAUCCAGUAUCACUUCUCGGGCCAUUCAUCAUUGAUUGCGGACAGAGGAGAGAACUACACAUGAUGUGCAUUACGUUUUCUGAAGUUUAUAUAGAUUACUCGCCCAUUAGGAAUAUUGUUUAAAAUUAUAGACUGGGUAAAAUUCAUUUGUUCGAAAUAAGACUAUGUGACGUCACAUUAGGCUAUACAAGUACGUGGGGUAUAAUGAACUAAGAUACAUGUAUUUUGCAGUCUUACUUUUCAUUUAGGAGUUUCAUUUGUUAAGGAGCAAUAACCAUAUUUUGUUUUGGUCAAAAUCUAGCUUAUAUUUUAGCUGAGAUUGUUUAGCAAUGAUUUGACUGUGAAUUCAGUAAGCUUGAUUUAAAAACUAUAAUAUAUUUGUACAUAAUUAUAACCAAACACAAUAAUGAUCACCACUUGUAACAGAGAUAAUUAAUAGAUAUUAAGAUAUGAUAACCUUAACAUGUACAUAAUUUCAUUGUCGAAACUGAUACAGUAUUAAUUUUUAAUCUCUAUCAUUCAAGUAGGUAACUACACUUGUUCGGUUCUACCGUAUAUUGUAUAAUUAUUAUGACCUAAUAGAACGCUCAUUAAGAUAUUCGAUCCAAUUUCGAUCAUGUCAGUGUAAUUUCAUGAAUUAAUUUUGAAUAUACAACUAAUGUUUUGAAAAUUCGCAACAGCUUAAACAGAGCGAAAAUGGUAUGUGAACGUGUCCCAUUUGACAGUUUGCGUAAAUGAAGUUCUCAGAAGGCAAGUGCCAAAUAUGGCAGAGGUUGUCUGUUGGUUCAAACCUCACUCUUGGUAGUUUUUGUUAACUUUGUAACAGUUGCUUUUUGUGUGUUUUUGCUGUUGUUGUUGUUUUGUUGUUUUGUUUAGGUUUUUUUUACCUCGCUUUCGAUAUUGAAGUAUAUUGUAAUAGAAUUGUUUGUUAACAUUUUUGUCUGUUUGGGCUAUUAUGAGUAAAAGAAACAUGCUUUUAUCUGUUAAAGUAAACAAUGAUUAAACAGAUACAAAAUAUAAUCUUAAAUUAACAUUGUAUAUUAUCUAUUUAUUUUUUUUAAUUGCAUAAAAAUGAUAAUAAUUAUAACAAUAAACUUUAAGUGAC
Messenger RNA from Ruditapes philippinarum (Manila clam), 3298 nucleotides. RefSeq lists its product as uncharacterized. The record is from RefSeq and is a predicted model, not a curated record. NCBI's taxonomy places the organism in Eukaryota, Metazoa, Mollusca, Bivalvia, Venerida, Veneridae. Gene Ontology annotation, molecular function: zinc ion binding. The transcript has a single exon. Bases 96 to 2066 code for a protein of 656 amino acids.